AUGGCUGAGGCAGAAGAAUUACGCCACCCCGGCCGCGCCGCAACCGACGCAAAGGCGGAGACUGUUAUGAGAGGCUUGCUCGCGUCUUACUCGUAUCGCACUCCGACCGCGACUCCCGGCCCUCAGGCGCUUCCCCGUCGUUCGCCACGCAACCUCACGAAUAUGUCCACGGCGAAACGGUCCGAUACUCCUGCGAAGCUUGAGCCUGGGAUAGUGACACUCCCCAUUACGCCUGUGUCCCUCGCAAAGAGACGCGUCACUCCCACUUCGUCAAGCCGGAAGCGCAAACAUGAAGCAGUCGACGACGACUACCUACCCUUGCCUCCGCCACUAAAACGGCACCCUUCGGCACCCAGCUCAAGAAGCAAGGCUCAGAAGAAGCAGAAGCGCGGGUAUGCGGCUCCUGAGACAUACGCGCACCUCAACGGCCUGCCUGAUCAUCUCGGUUUCGAGCUGGAUGUCCUAUUCUGCGGUAUCAACCCUGGUUAUAAGUCCGCUGAGUCGGGCGCACACUACGCUCAUCCAGCGAACCACUUCUGGAGGUGUCUACAUCAAGGCGGCUUUACUCCGACACGGAUAUCACCAUCGGACGGCUAUCUUCUCCCCGAGAAGUAUAACAUUGGUCUUACGAAUAUAGUGGAGCGACCGUCUGCUGAGGCCAAAGAACUAUCGAAGGCUGAGAUCGAAGCGUCGGUACAAGCUUUGCUUGAUAAAGUCCGAUGUCACCGUCCGCGAGUGGUGUGCUUCGUCGGAAAACUCGUCUGGGACGCAGUCGUGCGAGUUUUGGCCAAGCUUACGCCUGAAAAGCCGACGAUUGUACCUAAGAAAGGCAAGAGUGCGAAAACGUCUAGUCCUUUCAUAUACGAGCAUCUUCAACCUUACAAGCUGGUCCAUACCGGAGGUCCGGUUACGGAGACACUCUUCUUCGUUGUUCCCAGUACAUCCGGUAGGGUGGUCAGCCAUCAGCUCAACGAUAAGAUUGUACUGUUCCUUAAGCUCAAGGAGAUUGUCGGGGAAUUGCAGAAUGGCGCAUGCGAUACAUCUGCGUUCGCUGCUCUGGACGUUUCAACAUUCCAACUACCAGGCGGUCUUGCUGCGAGUGGCGAUUCUACCAUCCAUCCCUGA
Messenger RNA from Peniophora sp. CBMAI 1063, 1125 nucleotides. The record is from the annotation of a GenBank genome assembly. Lineage: Eukaryota; Fungi; Basidiomycota; Agaricomycetes; Russulales; Peniophoraceae.